Messenger RNA from Carassius gibelio (silver crucian carp), 3021 nucleotides. It is a transcript of the gene kras, whose product is annotated as v-Ki-ras2 Kirsten rat sarcoma viral oncogene homolog. Gene Ontology annotation, molecular function: GDP binding; GTPase activity; GTP binding. Bases 387 to 956 code for a protein of 189 amino acids. NCBI's taxonomy places the organism in Eukaryota, Metazoa, Chordata, Actinopteri, Cypriniformes, Cyprinidae. Gene Ontology annotation, cellular component: plasma membrane. The transcript is spliced from 6 exons. Gene Ontology annotation, biological process: Ras protein signal transduction. The record is from RefSeq and is a predicted model, not a curated record.
CAAGCCAGUCUACACCAACACUGCUCUCAGCGCUUGUCAAAAGCCGGUCUUUGCCCAGUAUCGAAUAUGUUGUGGCACCUUCUCGUGUGCUAUUACACUCUAAACUAAAGUGCAUUCGUUAUCCGUCGUAUAACCACAUUUAGCCUUUAAUCAUUGGUGUUGUUAGCCGGUCAGUUAUCGAUCAAGCCCUCCGCCCUGCACAGCUCAUUGAAAGGACACCGAUCGGGAUUAUUUGCACCUACAGAUGCUUCGUCUAUUAUAAUGCAAGAUGCAUGCUGAUGCUCGGAAGUGGUUGCUCGACUGCGUAUUACUCGUCCUUUUAACCUCCUCCACCUACUGAAAAUAACCGUAAACAGCUGAAAAUCGUUGAUAUUUUGGGGUGAAGAAUGACAGAAUAUAAGCUUGUGGUCGUAGGGGCGGGAGGCGUGGGCAAGAGUGCUCUCACCAUCCAACUCAUCCAGAACCACUUUGUGGACGAAUACGACCCAACCAUAGAGGACUCCUACAGGAAGCAGGUGGUGAUUGAUGGGGAGACGUGUCUGUUGGACAUCUUGGACACUGCAGGUCAGGAGGAGUACAGCGCCAUGAGGGAUCAGUACAUGAGGACAGGAGAGGGCUUCCUCUGUGUCUUCGCCAUCAAUAACACCAAGUCCUUUGAGGACAUUCACCACUACAGAGAGCAGAUAAAACGAGUAAAGGACUCGGAGGACGUCCCCAUGGUCCUGGUGGGGAAUAAGUGUGAUCUUCCGUCCCGCAGUGUGGACACCAAGCAGGCUCAGGAUUUAGCACGGAGCUACGGCAUCCCCUUUAUAGAGACCUCAGCAAAGACGAGACAGAGAGUGGAAGAUGCCUUUUAUACUCUGGUACGGGAAAUCAGGCAAUACCGGCUGAGAAAACUCAGUAAAGAAGAAGAGACAACACAAUGCAUCAAGCUUAAAAAAUGUGUUUUGAUGUGAGCGGGGGCGUGGACGACGCGUUUUACACUUUAGUCCGAGAAAUCCGGAAGCACAAGGAGAAGAUGAGCAAGGAUGGCAAGAAGAAAAAGAAGAAAUCCAAAUCAAAAUGUGUGUUAAUGUGAACAAGCCUUUCCUGUCAUUAUAGACUCAGAAGAAAAAUAAAAAAAAAACUUCCACAGCUGCAUUUUGUACAUUACACUAAAUUAUUAGCCUGCUCAAAAUACAGAAUGGAUCCUUCUUAAAAGAAAUAAGCUUUACUUCUCAUUCGGUGCCAGUCCCUUCACACCGUUCUGGCUUAUUUUCCUGGGUGGGCUGUCAGAAGUGGUUUUAUUUUGCAGUUGGUUUAUCUAGAGUAGUUUUAACAGAUUUCUAAAGAAAGGUGUGGACAUGAAAACAGGCUUUCGGUGUGAGGUAUGAGAGAGAGCUAGCCGUGUAGCUAGCUGCAUGUGAGUCACUUGAUUUUCCAGGAACUGAAACUUUGAGGAAUCAUUUUUGGUGGCGUUUUGAAACAUUAUCACUGUGUAUGAUCCUGGCUUUGGAUGUCCCGGACUUCCAAAAACAACCUGCAUGGGAACUUCCAUUGUAGUCGGAUUUCCACGCCCUCUCUGGAAAGCCAUGGUCAUGCAUGGUGAAAUCUUCACCUUGUUAACCUUAUUUCCCUGUAUGCAUGCUGUGUUCUGUUCAUUAAACUUCCAGGGAAUUCUGUGUAAUAGCCACUGUGGUGUCUGUCCGACAGGCGCGAUUAUUUCAAUAUGGCCGUUGUUCAUUUUUCUGAUCAAUUCAUGAGGUUUUAUAUAAGAGUCAAAAUCUGCUAAGAGGUAACAGCAUGUAAAAAAAAAAAAAAAAAAGUAUCAACUUCAUUAAACAACCAAUUUAAAUGUACCUCUGCAGGCUUUUUUUGAUAAAAGUUUUUUUUUUUUCCGUAUAAAUCAUAAGUCUUUGAUUUAAACCUAAUAAAUUACAGAUCCUGUUGUAAAUAAUACUGAAAACUCACCAGCUCCUGGCAGAUUCUGACUAAAAGAAUAAAGCUGCAGUCGACCAAUCAGAGUUAAGUAUUCCAGAGAGCGUUUGGAAUCUCUCUGUAAGUAUCUACAUUAGCAAAAGCCUCAGAGGAGGAUUUUUAUUACAUAUGAAUAUUUACCCUCUUGUGUCCAGCCAAACAGCACAAUACAAGGCUGAAUUUAUUAUUAUUAUUUUUUUUAUUGCUAAAUUUUGAUUAGUGAAUAUAACCUACUGUACCACUAGUUGUUUUGAUGCAAAUGUAUGUUAAAAAAAGGAACAAAACAAAUGCCUUGUGCGUUUAUGCUGCCAUCAACCAUCAAGACGUUCUGGUUCUAGAAGACUCCGUCUAGUAUACUAAGGCAAAAUGGCAAGUUUUCAGCCAUCACUCAAACCAAAGAGAGUGAUCUAAAGGUUUAUUUUGUGAUGUCAUGAGGUGAUGUCAUUUAUAGGAGACCUACAAUACACGAGCAGAAUGUUGCUUUAAAACCUUGGUCCUUAAGCAUGACUAGUUUGCUUUUCUGAUACUUGUUUCUAUAUUGCUGUUUGACUAAUACAGAGAAAUCUAAACAGGAAAUAAAUCAGGAUGUCUGCUCAUAUGCAAAGUUAAGUGUUGUGGGUGAUUUCUGUUCCCUUUAAAAUCAUUUACUAGCCGUCUGUAACGCGAGUCAUAAGAUAUUUUUGGAACGGUUUCUGUUCUGAAAUGUUCUGUCUGUUGGUGUGCCAAUUGCAAAUGUUGAGACAAGGGUUCAGACGUACAUGUACCUUGUUUAAACAGCCUUUGUACGGUUGUGAUAAAGAUGAAUAUUUUGUAAAUUGUGCUUUUUUUUGUUUAAUGAAUUGAAUGACGCUUAAUUGAGGGUCAUGUGUUGGCGUCUAUGAGAAAGUGCUGAUCUGAGGUCGUCUUUCGCUCCUCGUUCAUGUUUUUUUGGUGAAUGUGAUGGUUCGGAUGAUGGAAGCUGUUCUCAGAUCUGCACGGAUUUAUAAAUGCAACCCAAUCCUGUUUUCCCCCAUUAAUCUCACCUGUCUUAUUUAAUGUGUAAUUAAAAGAAGUACAUAAAACCCA